AUGCUGGGAACUUGGAAGUCGCUGAAAUCAAAAGAAAUCCGUAGACGGUAUGGAAGCUACCUGAGGAUGAAGGCGAUGACUGAAAAACGCCGUCAGCGAGCCGUAGAAGCGACAGAGGAACACGACGAUGAGCAUCGUCCCAUAAAACGAUCACGUACCGGCCUCGUUACAUCCAAAACGACACAACCUGCCUUUCACGCGCAUCGUCUGAACCAUGUGCCCAAGGCUCCUACACACUUAUUAAAUGUGUACGUUUUCGGUUCGGGUUCAAUGAAUGAGCUUGGUAUGGCUGAUGACGAUGUUGAUGUUAUUUACCGGCCUCGUCUUAACCCUUCUCUUACUCGUGAAAAAGCCGGUGUCGUCACGUUGGCUGUCGGCGGCAUGCAUACUGCUGUAGUAACGCAUGAUGGCCGUGUUCUUACCUGGGGUGUCAAUGAUGACUUCGCACUUGGUCGUUUAACAAAGAAUCAAGUCGACGAAGAUGGUGAGCCUAUUGACAACGAUACAUUGGAGGGCACACCCUAUCCUGUUGAAGGCGAACUUUUGAACAAGCACGUGGUCAAAGUCGUGUGCAGCGAUAACUUGACAGUCGCCAUCACAGACGAGGGCGAGUGCUAUGCAUGGGGAACAUUCCGUUGCUCGGACGGUAUUUUGGGCUUCAGUGCCACUCAAAAGCAUUCACCAAGUCCUACGAAGAUUGAUAUCCCCGAAGUUGCCGAUGUGGCUGUUGGAACGGACCAUGUAUUGGCAUUGACAACGGCUGGACAGGUAUAUGCUUGGGGAAACGGCCAGCAAUGUCAAUUAGGCCGAGAAAUACCAGAAGCUGUGAGAAAAGAGGGCCUGGUACCUCAUUUGCUCAACCUAAAAAACAUUCUCGCUGUCGGUGCUGGCUCUUAUCACUCUUUUGCUGUUGAUCGUGAUGGCCGUGUGUAUGCUUGGGGCUUGAAUGCUGCCCGCCAGUGCGGUAUUUACUACGAAAAUAAUGAUGAGGGUGUGAUUGUGAAAGAGCCAACGCUUGUUGAAGCUCUUGCGCCUUUCAAGGUUGAGUCUAUUACCGGUGGUGAGCAUCAUUCUAUGGCUAUUUUACGCGGCGGCCGUGUACUUGCCUGGGGUCGUCACGAUCGUCACCAACUUGGUAUUCCUGAAGAAGAGUUGCCUUCCACCGUCCUUCGUGAUGAUCGCGGUAACAUUUACUCAGUUCCGAUUCCCACAAUUGUGCCUAGUCUUGUUGACAUUGUCCAGGUCUGCUGCGGUACCCAUCACAAUCUUGCCAUUGACAAACACGGAAAAGCCUUCUCUUGGGGUUCUGGCGAAAACUACGAAGUCGGUCAAGGUACAGACGAUGAAGACGUUGCUAUUCCGACUCUUAUACGCUCAAAAGCCAUUAAAGAUGUUGCUAUUAAGGUCGUCGGAGCCGGCGGCCAAUUUUCGGUGAUUGCCGGUCUUCCCACCGAGUCAACAACACCGAAGAUCACCGAAAAAACACCGGCUGUUGUGAGAACUACAGAAGACGUCUCGUCCCAAUCAGGCAGUAUUACUUCUGCAUUUACUGCUACAAGUUCAGUUUUUGUCAAAGACACGACUGUCACAGAAACAGUUUACACGUCUAAUUAA
Schizosaccharomyces japonicus yFS275 is the source of this 1614-nucleotide messenger RNA. Its product is annotated as ran GDP/GTP exchange factor. Gene Ontology annotation, molecular function: guanyl-nucleotide exchange factor activity. The transcript has a single exon. The record is from RefSeq and is a predicted model, not a curated record. Gene Ontology annotation, biological process: regulation of mitotic spindle elongation; regulation of exit from mitosis; regulation of mitotic spindle assembly. Bases 1 to 1614 code for a protein of 537 amino acids. Gene Ontology annotation, cellular component: chromatin; mitotic spindle midzone; cytoplasm. Lineage: Eukaryota; Fungi; Ascomycota; Schizosaccharomycetes; Schizosaccharomycetales; Schizosaccharomycetaceae.